Molecule: messenger RNA, 1311 nt
Organism: Exophiala dermatitidis NIH/UT8656
Lineage: Eukaryota; Fungi; Ascomycota; Eurotiomycetes; Chaetothyriales; Herpotrichiellaceae
Exons: 1
Coding region: 1-1311 (436 amino acids)
Source: RefSeq, a predicted model, not a curated record
AUGGAUCCUUUUGCCAAUGAAACUUCGGAUGGCGAGGACGACCGUGUCAUUGAAGUAGCAUUGGAGAAUGCCAGAGUCAAUACUUCGAUCACGGUAUCAACCUCAACGUCCUUGAACAACCCGGAACAGGACGCGGUACGAGAUACGCUAGGUCGGUUUGCCGGUGUCCCUCGAAGGCCAACCAGCGAAAACCCGCCCGUUGGAGGCCCUUCUGGGAGCUCGAUUGGCAGAGAGCGGAGCGGGUCGACAAAGGCGGCCAUGGACGUUGACGCUUUCAAGAGAUUAUUGCUUACUGGAGAGCGAGGGACACCAUCAUCCGCGGCGGCAGAGGCGGCGGUGCAGAACACCCACACAGGGGUCAUGCCAACUGUCAGCGACAGUGGCUCCAGUGCCGAUACAGCCUCGAUUUCGCAGCACUCGAUUUUCGAGACCGUUGUACCGCUGCCUGAGGCAAGCCCACGCACUUCAGACGACUUGGAGGAACACCAAGCAAAUGAACAGCGCGCCACCAUGGGAUCUGCGUCAGAAACUAGAAAGAAGCCCCCUCCACCGAAAAGCCGACGCGGAAAGCCUCUAAGAGACUCGAGGGGGGAGAGCGGUCCGACACCGACGUUUGAUAGUUUUAUUAACUCUCUUUCGAUGCCCAGCAGUCGCCAUGUCAGCUCCGAACCAUCCGGGUUGACAUCUCCCACGACUGAUCGCAGUACUACCAAAGAGCCAAGUUCCCCGACCGCCGAGACCGAAGUCCACAGGAGAACACCACCGGCACCUCCGCUAGCUCGGCGAAAGAGCAUGCAAGCAUCCAGUAACCCGGGUUUGACGAGAAGCGGCUCCUCGAAAGACUCUACGCUCAAAGAGCUGGAAACACCUUCGAGUCCAGUGGUUCCCAGCACAACCCACAAACUCCCACCGCCGCCUCCUUCACGACGGUCAACCGGUGCAACCGAGCGGAAAUCAUCCAUGGAGGUCUCUUCUUUCGCAGAAGCAAUCAACAACCCCGACGUACAACAUCAGGAAAGGCCUUCCGCCACGGAGUCAGAACAUGAAACGCCUAGUAGUAAUUCUCUCCUCUCCAGAAGACUGAGCCAUCCGCAUCCUCCCCCUGUGCCACCUCCUCGUCGGGGCCGCGGGUCCAGCCGAAGUAGCGUGGAAAAUCAACGGCCCUCAAUGGCAGCUUUGGGGGCCGCGGAACAUGGAGGCACUGGUUCAAGUUUACGACGGAGUUCUACGGAGGGAAGGGAUAUAUUGGCCGAUCUCGCGGCCCUUCAGAGAGAGGUGGAUGCCGCGAGAGCGAGUGCCGAAGGGGGAUGA